AGAAAGGACUGGGACAAUGUAACGGGAUCGGAGAGGAGGCGUGUACGAGAUGAGGGUGUGAGCAAGUAAGCCUGCGUAUCAAUCAGUAGCGCUGACUCGUAGCUUGGCUGCGCCGCACUGGGCACGAUCGAUAGCACACGUCUGUUUGAAAAGCUGUGACAAGAGGGGGAAAUCGGAAUGGAAGACGCUACUAUGAAGGAGAUGGUGAAACGCUACGCGACGCCAGUGUGGAAAACCGGGAGGACUGAUUUGCCCCCCUUUUAAUACCCACCACACGUUAUUGCCGCCCUGAAGGUUCUUCUCCUUUAAAUGAAGUGUGCGCGUCCACGUGUUGAAAGGUGAGCCUCUUCGACUGCAGAGUGGCUAGCGACUAACUUUGGCUGCUGAACAGAACCUAAAUUCAUUGAAGGGGAGAGGCGUCGAAGGAAGGGCUCGGCAGAAAAACAAAAUAGGACUUUUUACUUGGCUCUGAUCCUCAAUGCUGCCAAGUUACUGUAACGAAGUGCCUUCAUUUAUUUCUUUUACUAUGUGAUACACCAAACGCCACCCGCUAUUUCUCACACUGAAGGCUUUUUCUUUCCGUGUAUAUAUAAAUAUAUUAUUUUUUUCUUCUGUUGACUUUGGACUACAGAUCCAGGGGGGAUGGGAAGAAGCUGUUAAAGACCCCGUUCCAAGCCAGCGAGGGCACUUUGGGACAAACACAUUGAAAUGCAUCCAGACGACAGCUCUUUAAGCAUUUUGUGGGGAUAUCCCCUUGUUCUGCACGGAUGUUAGACAGAAGCACAGAAGGACUGCACAAGCUAAAAGUGAAAGAGCAAAACGGACACAUCUUAUAUUUGUCAGUUUACCAAUCUGGGGUGCUUCUGCAACAAAAGGAGCCAUCGCCUUUAGGUGUGUACUGUGCUUCAUCCUCAUCUGCACACAGGAUGCCAACUUUAUAGUCUUUAUGGACUUGUUUUCCUGUCAAAGCCAUUGGCUUACAAUACAUACAUCUGUAAAAAAAAAAAACUAUUCAUAAUGGGAUAUCCUCAAUUAAUUUCAAAUAACCAACUUCUUUUUUAAAUUUAAUUUGAGAAUCAAUCCCAGACAUGUCUGUGAAUACAGUAGAUUCCAAAAAGGAGGCGGUCGUGCUUGCCUACCACCAGGCUAGCCCCCUGGUGCACCCGACCUUGGCAGCCCUGCCCCCAGAUGAGCCGGUGCAACUGACUGACUUCCCAGGGCGAGGAGUAGAUGGGCUUGAUGGGGAUCGGACAGAAAUGGUGCUCAUGGAAUCGCGGGCCAACGCAAAGGGUGUGCGGGAGGAAGAUGCGCUUUUGGAGAACGGCAGUCAGAGUAAUGAUAGUGACGAUGUCAGCACGGACCAGAGCCAGGCCCCAGCGGCGCCGCUCAAGGAGACCUCUUUUUCCAUUGGACUACAAGUACUUUUCCCUUUCUUGCUGGCAGGAUUUGGGACAGUAGCUGCUGGAAUGGUGCUGGACGUUGUGCAGCACUGGACUGUCUUUACCGAAGUAACAGAGGUCUUCAUCUUGGUACCAGCACUGUUGGGACUGAAGGGGAAUCUGGAAAUGACGUUAGCGUCACGGCUGUCGACGGCAGCUAAUAUUGGACAGAUGGAUACCCCAAAGGAGUUGUGGCAUAUGAUAAUUGGGAACCUGGCUCUCAUACAGGUCCAAGCCACAGUAGUUGGCUUCCUUGCCUCGAUUGCAGCAGUCAUAUUUGGCUGGAUCCCAGAGGGACGCUUUAAAUUUGGCCAUGCGCUUCUACUCUGUGCAAGCAGUGUGGCCACAGCUUUCAUAGCUUCUCUUCUGCUGGGAAUGAUAAUGAUUGGAGUCAUUAUUGGAUCAAGGAAGAUUGGUAUAAACCCCGACAAUGUGGCGACACCAAUUGCUGCCAGCCUUGGAGACCUGAUUACUCUGGCGCUGCUGUCAGGCAUCAGCUGGGGUCUCUACAAAGAACUACAAGCCAAUGACUAUGUGAAUCCACUGGUGUGCACCUUCUUUGUGGCCCUGACCCCACUCUGGAUUAUCAUUGCCCGCCGCAACCCUUCCACAAGAGAGGUGUUAUACUCUGGUUGGGAGCCUGUCAUUAUUGCCAUGGCCAUCAGCAGCAUUGGUGGGCUCAUUUUAGAUAAGACUGUAUCAGAUCCUAACUUUGCUGGGAUGGCUGUUUUCACCCCUGUCAUCAAUGGUGUUGGUGGAAAUCUUGUAGCUGUGCAGGCCAGCCGCAUCUCAACCUACCUCCACAUGUGCCGGCUUCCAGGUAUUGAAACAGAGGUUCCUAAAACCUCGUGUCCCACACCCUGGAGUACCUUUUUUGGAUCAAAUGUGAACUCACGAUCGGCCCGUGUUUUGUUUCUUCUUGUUGUGCCUGGCCACCUGGUCUUCCUGUAUACUAUCAACUCAAUGCAGGGUGGCCAUACAACAUUAACAUCCAUCUUCAUUGCCUUCUACAUGACUGCUGCUCUCUUGCAGGUCUUGAUCCUGCUUUACAUUGCAGACUGGAUGGUCCAUUGGAUGUGGGGACGUGGAAUGGACCCAGACAACUUCUCAAUUCCUUACUUGACUGCCCUCGGGGACCUGUUGGGGACUGGAUUCCUGGCUCUGAGUUUCCAUAUCCUGUGGCUCAUUGGAGACCGAGACGCAGACGUGGGUGACUAGACCUCACCUUGUCCCUUUUAUUCAUGGACUUGCUUUUUUUAAUUUAUUCCUUUUUGUGAAUAUAUUACUGCUCAUUAUUUUUCAAUGGGGAUUAUUUUCAUUGAAUGAUUAAUUGGUGCCAAUUCAUAUUGGCAAAAGUGAACUAAAAUAUGAUCACGGUGAAGACUGUAGUAAUUGAUUGGUAAUUCUGUUUGACUUUUCUGUCAAAUUAUGAUGGACAAUAAUGGGGAAGUUAGUACUGGGCAGGAUCCCCUGAGCCACUGAGGGUGGGGGGUCCACACAAAUAACACAAGUGUGUCAGAGCACAGAAAGUCUACUUUAUCCAAUAAAACAGGGAGCUUUGAGAAUCAGAUGCAGAUAGAUUAGCUUAACUUAAAACAGUUUUUGACGCUGCUCCACCCUACCAGGUUCUUGUGUUUCCUGUUUUGCUUUGUAUUGCACAGAUUUCUUGAAGGUUUAUUAAAAUGUCUCUUUUUGCAGUAAUUUUAAAAGCAUAACUCUUCCAGGAUGAGGGUGGCACAGUGUAGUACUUGGUUAUAACUGGAGUCAUCUAGGAUCAUUUUACAGCCGGUAUGAUACCUGCACAUUUGCAGUGGGUCUAUACAAAUAGCUUGUUCCUUUAUCCCAGAUGCUGUAUGUGAAGUUUAAACUGAUUUGCAUCUGUAAAUUGACUCAUUGUGGACGUGUGUUUGUGUAAGCCAUGUGAUGGAUUGGUAUCCCAUCCAGGGUUGCUUCUGCCUUAUAUCCAAAGCUGUCAGUUUAUGCUCGAGAAAAUUGAUUGGAUGCUUUGGUGUCCAUCAGGUUAGCUCUAGACUUUAUUCAUUCACUGUUCAUUUUCUGAGAGAAUAUUUAGUUGUUCUAUGGUUUUAUCUAACUGCCACCCUGUCAAGAGGUAUUUACUGCCCUUUGCCUGAUGCUGCUAGAAGACUCUUUAACAUCCAGUGGACCUGAAACUUCAUCAGCAAUGAUGGAUGGAUGGAUUUCUCAUCAUGGUGAUGUUUAUCUUUGCUAAUGGCAGAUAAAUGGGAACUUUAAAAGUCGUGAAAUAAGUGAGAGGAGCCUAUCAGUAGUUAGUUUACCUUGCAGGAAAUAAUGUUUUUUUAGGAAGUGACCAGGUAAUGCCCAAAAGCAAAGUCUUGGUAAUUCAAGGUGCUGGCAUCUUUUAUUGUGCACAGCUAUAGCGUGGCUAUUAGUCAACAUUACAGCAAAGAAGGUCCAUAUUCGGGCAGAGUAUUGACUAAAAGCUGUACCUGCUGUGGUUCUUUUUAUCAUUCAUCCUCACAUUUUCCUCUUUGAGAAAUCUGUGGUUAAAGCUGACUAAUUUAGAUCUUAAUUUCCCUUUACCUGUGAAGAAAAUGCAUAUUGCGUUGUUCAGGGGAGAAAAAUCUGGCUUUUUCAACUGCCAGUAAGAAGCAGUAAGAAGAUCUGUUUUCAUACUGUAUGUGGCGGUGUCAGACAUUGGCAGGAUAAAAGUUAACUCUCACAAAAUAAGAUAGAACUAAUCUUUCUUGUUUGUGUUCAUGUUUGUUUCACAAAGAUAUGCAAUAGUCUGAAACCCACAAAAUAAUACAUAUAUGAGGAAAGCAAAAAAAAAUGUUGGGACCACCUCCCAGUCUUACUGUCACCAUCCCAGUACCCUCUUAUGCCAGUAAGGAUCAUUAUGGAACAGUCAUUUUGACAAGAUAGUUUCUCUUUCCAGCUAUUUUUAUUAUGGCACAGAUUCAGAGUGACUGCUGAGAUAUUAACCUUUAGCCUCUUCAACAUGGGCAUUGUGAGAGUGCCAGUUAAGGAACCCAUUAGGAACCCUGUUAAUGCCAUUUCUUUCAUCUGGUGUUUACACAGUUCCUAAAUCAGGCUUCUCAUUUCUGUUCUUAGACUGUUGAGCACUAACAAUCAGUGAGAAAAAAAAAAUCUGAUUUUUUUUGUCUUAGUUAAGCAUUUCAUAUGUUUUUUUUUUUUUCCCGAAGCAAAAACUUGUGAGUUUGCACGAUUUCCCAACAAAUUAAUUCGCCUUCAUUUUAUGUUCCAUAAAACAUCUCAAAAUAUUUAAUGCAUGUUGUGAAAGAAAUGGUUAUUGACUUCUUCAUACAUGCCUGUCUGAUCUCACUACAGGCCACCAUGGUUUAAUCUGAUGACAUUUUCUUCAAUUGUUAAUUAUUUUCAGAUAGCUGAAUACUAAGGUGUUGGAAUGAUGAAGCUGUUUGUUAAUGGAAAUGUUUGGAUUCAAUCCAUGACAGCUGCACAUGUAUAUGUUUUUCAGAUUUGUGACAAAUCUUGUUACUUUUUAUUGAUACCGUGAAAGAGUAGUGAUUUUUUCAUCUAUUGCUUUAUUCAAGAUGAAAUGAAAUAUCACCCAACAAAAAUAUCUGGAAAGAGUACUGUCCAAAAAUGUACAGACUCAUUUCAGAGGUAUUUUAAGAUUUUUUUUAAUGUUUGCUCAGUGAGAAUGUAUUUUAAUUUUUCCCAAUCAUGUUAAUUGUAUUUAUCAAAUUUAUUAUUCUUAUUUUUUGCUUGCCACAGCGCCAUCUGCUGUUUUUUUUUUUAAUGGAAGUAUUACAAACCUUACUUUUCUUUGUAUACAAAUUCUAUUCUGCUGGUUAAAUAGUAUGCAUAAUAUGUGCCAAAAUUAAAACGUAAAGCAAACAAAUAAUAAUUACUGCAUAAAUAAAUAAAUCAACAGAUAAAUUUUGAAUGAAGUAAAUCUCAUAUAAUAAUUUAAAAAUGCAUUAUAAAUAAAUUUACAGUACAAAUAUAUAAAAUAAUAUAUAUAAUUGUCACUUAUUUCAAUUAUGAUAUUUAUUAAGCAGUACAGUUUAGUUUUCUAUUUUUCCCUAAAUUAACUUUAUGAGUUAAAGUGCCAGUCCAGGCGCUGUCUUUGUGGAAUUCUUCCCAAGCCUGUGUCCCUCUCUAGUUUUCUUCCCACGACCCGAAGAUCAAUAGGAACUUAGAACUGGCCCUACUGGAGAGUCUGUACCCUGCAAUGACUGGCACCCCACUGAGAAUCGGUUCCCACCUUGCUUUCAUCACAGGUAUGAGCUUCCACUGACUCUCAAACAGAUAAGCAGGUUACAGAAUGUAUGGAUUGAUGUAUGGGAGAUUUAUUCAUUUAUUUAUUUUUAACUUUGGCACAAAUUAUGUGAGAAUUCCAAGAAUUGUGUAGCUCCUGAUUGUUUUUGUCAUGGCUUUAUUUUUAAAUCUGUCAUCUGCUAUGCCAUACAUGUUUGGGGUAACUGUAAGUUGUGAGAAUUGUAGUAUAUUUCUUGCACUUUUUGUACAGGUAUUAUAUCUAGUUAUGAAUGCAAUUCUUGGCUUCUUAACUGUAUAGCUUUUAUCUAAGAGCCAGAGAAAAAUGGUGGAUAAUAUAUAUUUUUGAAGAGUAAUGAGUAAAAUAUACAUUUAUAUUUAUUCUAUGAAUGACGGGUUUGUAUUGUUACCUAUCCUAGUUGUCUCUUGUGUAAAUCAAACUUGCAUCAUUAAUGUCACCAAUUUUCUCAAAAAGUGUCACACAGACCCUUUCUAACAAGACCACCUUAAUCCUUUGUAUUCAUUAAAUCAAGUAAUUAGAUUUUUUGUUGCAAGACUAUCCAUUUAAUCUGUCAGUUUUAAACGAUGAUAGUUUGAAAGUAUUACAUCCUACUAAGGCUGUCUGCCAGUGGUCAGAUCAGGUUGGGGUUACAGCCACACUGGUCAGCACUGUAGCGACCUCCACCCUGUGCCUCUGUGCCAGUUUUCUCUCCAGUCUAAGGUUUACAUUUUUAUUUAUUAGUUACCUGAUGUUUUUAUUCAUAUCAGUAUACCAACCUGAUUUUCAGAAUAGUGCACAGACUUUAUUUUCUGAGCUUGGCACAAUGGAAAAUAUUUUGUUGUGUUAGGGUCAUAGGGUGACCCUGUUCUCCCCUUUUAUAUACUUUAUGAUAUGGACCCUAAUAAAAUGUCUCAAAUUCCAUACUUUUCUCAUACUGUAGUUCACCACUCCCUCUUUCUUUUACAUCUGUAACCCCAGGCAAUUUAACCGAGUACCAGAAAAGGCAGAGAGAAGAAGUUAUACAUUUAUUUAUGUAAUAUUGAUAAUAUGCACAAAAUAAUAAACAGUGCAAAUGUGACCAUUGAGAAAACUAACACAACCGGAUAGUAAGCUACCAGGCACUUCAUGGUCUUAUUGAUUAGUCUUUGGUUUGGCCUGGUUCAACGUGGUCCUUGAUCCAGUAAGGCCUUUGAAUAUUGCUGCCAAAAGAGGUGGUCCUCUCCUCCAUGGAUGGGAAAUGGCAGGGAGACUGAGCUACGUUGUUGCCUCUCUUUAUUUCCCUUAAUGUACCUCCUGGACCAAACUGACUCCCUACUUCAUACCAGUCUUAUUCAGCCACAGCACCAUUGUUGAUUCUAGCUCUUAUUCUGGUUAUGGCCUGUCCCCAGGCUAGCUGGCUUGGCCAGUAAAUUCUUGCUUUGGAAAUUCAGCUUGCAAAGUUCAUAUCUGAUAAAUGUAUUUAUUUAAACAUAAAAGCAUAAAGACAGUUUUACAAAUGAAGACAAUCUGCAAAACAUAAACAAAAAUACUUAUUAUGCUAGAUGUUAUCAUUUUUUAUCUCCACCGCAGAAGGCCAACUGACUUGGUCAUGGUCACAUUGAGCCAGUUGUAGGGAUUAAACAGUCCAUCGUCUCAGCCACCACGCCACAUUACCUAUUCCUGGGAUGUGGGAUCAGCAAAGAUCUUCAGAGUGCAGAUAAAUCUGAAUUAUUGACAGUAUAACCCACAUCCCCCACAUUGCAUUUUCAUUUUUUUUUAUGGAAUUCCAAUUUUUCUUUUUUGUUAUCUAUUGUGUUUGGAUAGGCUUAGAAGUAUUUUGUUGGACAGAUGGAAAAAUAACAAGUGGCAAACAUCAACAAAGGUCUUCCUUUUAGCGCUUGCCAGAAGAACAGUCAAAGACUUGGACUUCAUCCCAAAUCCCCGCUGCAGCUUCAUACGAGUAAAUUCAUCAGGCGUAUCAUGGCGAUUCGGUCAUAUAGUACUGCAUGCAUCAGCAAUCAUCGUUAAACAAGUUCAAAGGCAAACCCACCUAACAACAUAAAUUGUAAACCAGAAUCAAAGCUAUAAUAGACUUGUUGCUUCAACACAAGUCUCUCUCACUAAGUGAGUAACAUGGUCCCCGUGUUGUCAUAAGUCAUUUUGCAUAUGUAUUCCAUGCCUAGCAGUCUUACCGCUUGCUGCUAAUCCAAAAUGGUGGCACCCAUAAAACAUAGAAGCACACAAUGGUGUCUUCCGUGAGAACAAAUCCAAUAAAUGGCGACAUAAUGAUGUCACCAGAAUAACCAUAAAGAUAUGAACAAACAGUAAAUAGAGUAAAAAAAAAAUUAAUCAUAACAAACGUAAUGAAUAAAUAAUUUAAAUACUUUUGACUGUAUUGUUUUGCUUUUUACAAAUACCGACCAUUAUCUCUAACUACACCUAACUUCCUUCAUGGAUCCCAAACUGCAAUCAUACCAUGCACUCUCUUCCCAAGACUCGACCUCCAAAGCCAGAGGAGAUCAUCUUCAAGUAAAUCUAUGUGAAUCUCCUUAAUUCCACAGAAAAGCAUGCCUGAAAUUCUCACAUGGAAUGUUUUUGUUGUUAAGAGUGUGCUGUUAGCCAGUAUCAACUGAGCAUAGGAACACAUUUAGCAUCUUUAGUUUUCCUUUGAUAUUUUUGCAGCUAACAGACCAGAAAAAACAUUUGGCAAGUGAAAAAUCUGAAAAAUGAUAGCAGGAUGCAGAAUUUAUUUAUUUUCAGUGGUGAUGUGCAAAGGAGUACACGAGGAGCAGUCUGCAUUAAACUAGGAGUGUGGACUACACCUUCAGGGUGUUGAUUACCAAGGUUCUCUUUGGUACCUCAUUUUUAUUUUUAUGGUUAAUAUCCCAUUAUUCAAAGCUGCCAGUCCCUCCAAAAUUACUGAGCUUCCUUUUUUUCCUGUUUGUAUGUUUUAUUUUUGCAGCCUAACUUGUAAUCACUAACCGCUGCUAGGAAGGGCUUGAUGGGAAGGUGUCGUCAUGACAACUGUGUUUUCCUUUUACAAGAGUGAUGCAAGUGGCAGAGUUCAUCUCUCUGUUGGGGAUACACACUAGAAAUAUGAGAAAGCACACCUGGAAGAGCUGUUCUCAUUUUCUUGUCAUUUUCUUUUAAAUUUUACCUGCCAGUGCUGUAAAAGAACAGAAAGGCGAGGGCUGCUGUGCAAGUGCUAGAACUCUUCUGUUUGCACAUUGAAAGGCAUGCAUUUCUGAGUUGGCAUGCUCCCUUGAUUGUCUGCACCAAUGUGCCAUUAGUUCCAAACAUUUACUGUACCUACUGUAUUUAUAAAUGAUCUGCAUAAUAAAAAAAGAUUGAUAUUUCUUA
Molecule: messenger RNA, 9021 nt
Organism: Polypterus senegalus (gray bichir)
Lineage: Eukaryota; Metazoa; Chordata; Cladistia; Polypteriformes; Polypteridae
Gene: slc41a1
Product: solute carrier family 41 member 1
Exons: 11
Coding region: 1089-2657 (522 amino acids)
Biological process (GO): monoatomic cation transport
Cellular component (GO): plasma membrane
Molecular function (GO): monoatomic cation transmembrane transporter activity
Source: RefSeq, a predicted model, not a curated record